CGGCGGCCAUUUUGGGUGAGGAUUGGGGGCGGAGCCAAGGGCCGCUCAGUCAGGCUUCGGAAGCCGGGGAGGAAGGAAGCGCUACGCUCCGCCGCUGACAGCCGGCUAUUCCGGCCCGGGCGCGGAGGUCCUAGCUGGGAAUGUAUGACAACAUGUCCACAAUGGUGUAUCUAAAGGAAGACAAGUUAGAGAAGCUUACUCAAGAUGAAAUUAUUUCUAAAACUAAGCAAGUGAUUCAAGGACUAGAAGCACUAAAGAAUGAGCACAAUUCCAUCUUACAGAGUUUACUAGAGACACUGAAAUGUUUGAAGAAAGAUGAUGAGACCAAUUUGGUGGAAGAAAAAUCAAACAUGAUUCGCAAGUCUUUGGAAAUGUUGGAACUGGGACUCAGUGAAGCACAGGUAAUGAUGGCCUUGUCAAAUCAUUUAAAUGCAGUGGAAUCGGAAAAGCAGAAAUUACGUGCUCAGGUUCGUCGGCUAUGCCAAGAAAAUCAGUGGUUAAGGGAUGAACUAGCCAAUACCCAGCAGAAAUUACAGAAGAGUGAACAAUCUGUGGCUCAGCUGGAAGAAGAAAAGAAGCACCUUGAAUUUAUGAACCAGUUAAAAAAAUAUGAUGAUGAUAUGUCCCCUUCAGAAGAUAAAGAUACAGAUUCUACCAAAGAACCACUGGAUGAUUUAUUUCCAAAUGAUGAAGAUGACCAAGGACAAGGAAUUCAACAGCCACAUAGCAGUGCAGCAGCUGCAGCCCAACAAGGUGGCUAUGAGAUUCCAGCAAGAUUACGGACUCUUCAUAACCUUGUCAUACAGUAUGCUUCCCAGGGUAGAUAUGAAGUUGCUGUACCCCUCUGUAAACAAGCACUUGAGGACCUAGAGAAAACCUCAGGCCACGAUCACCCUGAUGUUGCUACUAUGUUGAAUAUACUUGCAUUAGUAUACAGGGAUCAGAAUAAGUACAAAGAUGCAGCAAACUUACUGAAUGAUGCCUUGGCUAUUCGUGAGAAGACCUUGGGCAAAGAUCAUCCUGCGGUUGCAGCGACUUUAAAUAACCUUGCUGUGCUUUAUGGGAAAAGAGGCAAAUACAAGGAAGCUGAGCCUUUGUGCAAAAGGGCUUUAGAAAUCAGAGAGAAGGUUUUGGGGAAAGACCAUCCUGAUGUUGCCAAACAGUUAAAUAAUCUGGCCUUGCUAUGUCAGAACCAGGGUAAAUAUGAAGAAGUGGAAUACUACUAUCAACGAGCACUUGAGAUCUACCAAACUAAACUGGGGCCAGAUGACCCAAAUGUAGCAAAGACAAAGAAUAACUUGGCAUCCUGCUACCUGAAACAAGGAAAAUUUAAGCAAGCAGAAACUUUAUACAAAGAGAUCCUAACCCGUGCCCAUGAAAGGGAAUUUGGCUCUGUAGAUGGUAAGCAUUUGCAUAGCGAAGGAAAAUGGUUGCAUUUGCUGUUCUUGCUCAUGGCACUGAACUACUCAUUGCAAAGUGAGAUCUCUGUUUUCCUUUUACCUGGCUUACAGGGUCUUGACAAUGUUCACAAACAGAGAGUUGCUGAAGUCCUUAAUGAUCCUGAAAGUAUAGAGAGAAGACGAAGCCGUGAGAGCCUCAAUGUUGACGUGGUAAAGUAUGAGAGUGGCCCUGAUGGUGGAGAGGAAGUGAGUAUGAGCGUAGAAUGGAAUGGGGAUGGCACUGGAUCUCUAAAACGCAGUGGUUCCUUUAGCAAACUUCGUGCUUCAAUUAGACGCAGCAGUGAGAAGCUGGUUAGAAAGCUGAAGGGAGGAAGUUCACGAGAGAGUGAACCAAAGAAUCCUGGCAUGAAGCGUGCCAGUUCACUGAAUGUUCUUAACAUGGGUGGCAAGGCAUCUGAAGAUCAUUUUCAAGGACGAAAUAAUUGUCUGACAGACUCAAGAGCUCUGAGUGCCAGUCACACUGAUUUGGCCCACUGAGAUUCUGGGACAGAUGCUAGCUAAAAUACAUAUUUAUACAUAUAUCUCCCUUGCGCAUUAUGAAGCACUGAGGUUUACAGUUUUUGGGAGGUUCCCCCCAUCAUUGUCUUUUUAGAGCUGUCUAGGUUAGAGACAUUGUUGAAUGGACUCCUUUUCCUAGGCCAUAAAAUAAGUGGAAUUUUAAAGGACCUAGAGUCAGUGACUACCUUUUUUAUGCAAAAUUUAUUGUUUCUUCAUUGCUAAAAAUCUGGAAUUGUUUUACACAUCCCUGUAUUGCAGCCUGCAAAAGCAAGCAAGGGAGGAGGAACCCACAAAAUAGAAAAUGUCUGAAAUUUUAAAGGGUGCAAAAGCAUCUUUAGAUGUUCUGUUAGAAAAUUAGCGUGUUAGUAACUAUUUAUAAAGUUGAUGGAAUGAGAAACAUCUCCAUUAAGUUUGUUACUGUGUAAAAUCAGGAUUGUGUACAGUGAAAAACUUGUGUUGUCCUCCUAGUCACUAGUGAUUGGGCUUCAUAGCCUUUAAAACUGUAAAACAAGAUACUAAUACCCUAGAAUAGGAUAGUUUAGAUACUCCUUCAGAUUGUGGCACUUGUUGGCUGAUCACUUGUGGCCUUUUAGGGCCCAAAAAAUCAAUGGAAGCAGUGCAAUUAAUAUUUAACUGGGAGUGAAGAGCUCAAGAAAUAGUCUAAAACUAGCUAGUUUAUAAGUCUUUGCUUUUUGCCAGUCACCCGGAGCACUCCAUAUUUUCUUCAGGCUGGAAAUACUGUUACGGUUAUCUCCUAGUUUGAUCUCUGUUCAGAAUGAGAACACAAAAAGAUAAAGCAAUACUCGACUGUUACAUUUUGAAGCUGCUGUGCAAAGGGGCCAUAUGGAGGAACUCGCUACUAAAAUUGUCAAAGCAAUUUUUCUUCACUAUUACACUAGGUAAUAAUUUUUACACUAUUACAUAUUGCUUACACUUGGUCGAUGCACUGUCUGUUCUCAGGGGACCAGGAAGGAGAAGAUGAUUGUUUCAUUAUUUGGUUUUGUAAGCUAAUGAAACAUAAAUGAUUUUUAACUUUAUCUCCAUUUUGCAAAAUUAUUUGCAAGUAGGAUAGAGAACAGGUAUAUAAUUUGUGGGUAAAAGUUAACAUGCUGGCCUGUGGAAUGAAAGUAGGCGAUUUGUUAAAUUAGGGUUUUAAUGUCACUAAAAGUGAAUACAGUACCUGUUUUGUAAAUUGUUUUUAAGAAGACUUGUACAGAAUGCAUCUGAUAAAAUUGUGCUGUUUGUUUGUAUCAAUUGAAUCCUGAAAUGAUAAUUGUGUGAUCAUUCUCUUGAGACACAUUGCUCUUGAGUGGAAUAUUAGGAGAACGGCUUCUUUCUGUGAGCUGCCUCAGGUCUCACUCUGGGAGAAAGAUGGCGUAUACAAUAAAUAAAUAAAUAAAUACUUGCAUAUGCCUAGUGGACAUUC
This is a messenger RNA of Sceloporus undulatus (fence lizard), 3384 nucleotides long. RefSeq names its product kinesin light chain 1 (gene KLC1). The transcript has 13 exons. Gene Ontology annotation, cellular component: cytoplasm; membrane-bounded organelle; kinesin complex. NCBI's taxonomy places the organism in Eukaryota, Metazoa, Chordata, Lepidosauria, Squamata, Phrynosomatidae. The record is from RefSeq and is a predicted model, not a curated record. Gene Ontology annotation, biological process: axo-dendritic transport. The coding region runs from base 141 to 1937 and encodes 598 amino acids. Gene Ontology annotation, molecular function: kinesin binding.